AUUAUCUAAUCAUGACAUCUCCCUCUGUUGUCUCGCCUCGGCUGGAUUAAAAGCCCUCUGUUCGCUCCCGGUGUCGGUGCCCAGUCAGCGGCUCCACUGUUAAUAUGUAAACGCUACGAUGAUUGAAGACUGAAGGCAGUUUCCCCGGCUGUGCCCUGAACCCGGGCCUUGCGCCAUUGGCCGCCAGCUCAAGCGGCCAAACAACCAAUGGGAGGGCGCCGACCACGAGCCGUCCUCCCUUGGGCCGCGUGUCCCUCGCCCUGAUUGGUGGAAAGUUACUGUGGGAAAGAAAGUUUGGGAAGUUUCACACGAGCCGUUCGCGUGCAGUGCGAGAUAUAAAUACAAGCCACACGCGGGGAGCCCGACAGAGAGACUCUGCAUCCGCUCCUGGUAGCUGCCGCCGCCGCUGAAGCUGCUGCGCAUCGCUCUGAAGGAUUCUAACUUGAUAUCUCAGGAUUUUUGUGCGUGUGUGUGUGUGAGAGAGAGAGAAACAGAGGGGACUUUUGAACACAUUCAUCGUCCUUUUAUCCUGCACCAGUGGAUCGUAAUUUGCUGUGGUUUCGUGGGAUAUUUUCCGGAAGAAAAAAAAAAAAAAAUGCCUGCCGAUAUGAUGGAAAAAACCUCCUCCUCCCCGGUCGCUGCGACCCCGGCAAGCAUGAACACAACUCCCGAUAAACCCAAGACAGCAUCCGAGCACAGAAAGUCAUCCAAGCCAAUUAUGGAAAAGAGGAGAAGAGCCAGGAUCAACGAGAGCUUGGGCCAGCUGAAAACUCUCAUCCUGGAUGCGCUCAAAAAAGAUAGCUCCAGACACUCUAAACUGGAGAAGGCGGACAUCCUGGAGAUGACGGUGAAGCAUCUCCGGAACCUCCAGAGGGCUCAGAUGACCGCCCUGAACACGGACCCCACAGUCUUGGGAAAAUAUCGUGCCGGUUUCAGCGAGUGCAUGAAUGAAGUCACCCGCUUCCUGUCCACCUGCGAGGGUGUCAACACCGAGGUCAGGACGCGGCUCCUCGGCCACUUGGCCAGCUGCAUGACCCAGAUCAACGCAAUGAACUACCCCAGCCAGCAUCAGCACCAGCACCCGCUCCCAUCCACCGCCGGACCAACCCACCCCUCCUUCGGCCAGUCCAUGGUGCAGAUCCCCAGCUCGUCCCCGCAGGUCCUGCCCAUGAACGCGGUGUCCUGCAAAGGAGGCUCGUCGCCGGCUAAUUUACCCUCAGACGCCACCAAGGUGUACGGUGGUUUCCAGAUCGUGCCUGCCACAGACGGACAGUUUGCAUUCCUCAUACCCAAUGCGGCAUUUGCGCCGAACGGCCCCGUUAUCCCGGUGUACGCCAACAACGUGGGCACGCCGGUCCCCGUGCCGGCCGCGGUUUCCCCCGGAGCCCCGUCAGGCAACUCGGACUCAGUGUGGCGACCGUGGUGAAAAGCGGGGAAAAGGACCACAAAGACUUUAAAAUGACACUUAACAAUUCUCUCUUUGUUCAAUGUUAGAAAGUUGUUUUGAAACUGUUUUUUUUUUUUUUUUUUUUUUUGUUCUUGUAAAAUGGAAAGAGUAUGCACUAUAUUUGUACAGCUAACAAGGGAGUAAAGUUCAUAUUGAAAUGAGAUCUGUAUUGUGGAAGUCCGUUCACUGCAUUUUUUUUUUUAUAUAUAUAUAUGAGUUGUCUUUUUUUAACUGUGUGAUGCCAAAGAUAUGUUCGAUGCUCUUAUGAUGUUCUUCGUUUUGGAAGACAAAAUAAAUUUGUAAAGAUAUCAAAAAAAAAAAAAAAAAAUA
Acanthopagrus latus (yellowfin seabream) is the source of this 1777-nucleotide messenger RNA. RefSeq names its product hairy-related 6 (gene hes1). Lineage: Eukaryota; Metazoa; Chordata; Actinopteri; Spariformes; Sparidae. The record is from RefSeq and is a predicted model, not a curated record. The transcript is spliced from 4 exons. Gene Ontology annotation, cellular component: nucleus. Bases 596 to 1426 code for a protein of 276 amino acids. Gene Ontology annotation, biological process: regulation of neurogenesis; regulation of transcription by RNA polymerase II; Notch signaling pathway. Gene Ontology annotation, molecular function: RNA polymerase II cis-regulatory region sequence-specific DNA binding; DNA-binding transcription factor activity, RNA polymerase II-specific; protein dimerization activity.